AUGUCAACAAAAACUUGGUUUCCAUUGGAAUCAAAUCCAGAUCUAAUGAAUUCAUAUGCAAGUAAAUUAGGUCUCGGAACAGAUAGUGCUUAUGAAUAUGUUGAUGUUUUUGGGCUUGAUGACGAGCUAUUAGAAAUGGUUCCACGUCCUGUUGUAGCCGUAAUGCUCUUGUUCCCUCUCACGAAAGAAAACCAAGAGGUACAAUCAAAAGAAGAUGCUGAAUCUGAAAAGCAAAAAGAUACAUUCCCCAAAGACUUGUUCUUUAUGAAACAAACAAUCGGAAAUGCGUGUGGAACUGUUGCAAUUGUACAUUCUUUGGCUAACAAUGCUUCUCUGUUGAAUAUUGACAAAGACAGUUUUUUGAAAGACUUUCUCAAUGCUAGCCAAGGAAAAACACCUGACGAGAUCGCUAAAGCAUUAGAAAAGGACAACAGAGUUGAAGAAGCUCAUGAAAGCAGUGCUUUAUCUUCGGAGAACUCUUCUGCUGUUGUUGAGGACACAAACUUGCACUUUGUUUGUUUUGUAGAAAAAAGUGGCAAAGUAUUUGAGUUGGAUGGAAGAAGAAAUCAUCCAUGCUAUCGAGGAGAGAGCUCUGGCGAUUUAUUAAAGGAUGUCGUGAAAGUUGUGCGACAUUACAUGCAACUUAACCCAGAGCAAUUGUAUUUCAAUUUGGUUGCUUUGGUCAAGAAGCCAUAA
Naegleria fowleri is the source of this 696-nucleotide messenger RNA. RefSeq lists its product as uncharacterized. Gene Ontology annotation, cellular component: cytoplasm. NCBI's taxonomy places the organism in Eukaryota, Heterolobosea, Eutetramitea, Acrasida, Naegleriidae. The coding region runs from base 1 to 696 and encodes 231 amino acids. Gene Ontology annotation, molecular function: cysteine-type deubiquitinase activity. The record is from RefSeq and is a predicted model, not a curated record. The transcript is spliced from 2 exons. Gene Ontology annotation, biological process: protein deubiquitination; ubiquitin-dependent protein catabolic process.